This is a messenger RNA of Camellia sinensis, 3388 nucleotides long. The record is from RefSeq and is a predicted model, not a curated record. Lineage: Eukaryota; Viridiplantae; Streptophyta; Magnoliopsida; Ericales; Theaceae.
UCUUCGAAGAACACACGACAUGAGUCUCCAAACAAGCCCUUAGAUGGAGGAGAUGCGCAACGACACAGGGAAACAACCGGCGGCUAGUUCCGCCGCCGCCGGUGCGCCGACAAAGAUUCCCGAUGCGGCGCCGGCGGUGGAGCCACCGUCUUCGCGGCGGAGAGGCGGUGGCCAGAAGAGAAAAGGCAGCGGUGGUGGUGGCAACGCAUCGACCCCUUCGUCGUCGAAGCGCCAAGCUCGCGAGAAGCCCUCGGCGAUCUCUCAAACUCCGAUCCACAACGGUCCGUGCACCAGAGCUCGCCAGUCCCCGAGCACCACUGCCACGACGGCGUCUGGUCCGUCUGCGGCGGCAGUCGUGAAAAAGGAGGCGGAAGCGGAGGGAGUGGCGGCGGCGGAGGUGCCGCCGGGGUUUGGAGAAGAGGUGAAGGCGGCGGAGGAAACGAGUGUGAUGGAAGAGGAUUUGGAGGCGUUGGAGGCGAAGAUUGAAGCUGAAUAUCAAGUUAUUAGAUUACGCGAUGUAAUGCAUCAUGUGGUUUCAAUUCCUGCUAUUUUUGAUUUCUUGGAAUUUGCUUGUUGGUUUUCGUGGACAAAAGUUCAUCCCUUGGAGGAACGAACAUUGCCUUCGUUCUUCAAUGGCAAGUCGAAGAGUAGGACUCCUGAAAUAUACAUGGAGAUAAGGAACUGGAUUAUGCGAAAAUUUCAUGAAAACCCCAAUACACAGAUCGAAUUGAAAGUUUUGUCGGAGCUUUCGGUUGGGGAAUUGGAUGCCAGGCAAGAGGUGAUGGAGUUUUUGGACCAUUGGGGUUUAAUCAAUUACCACCCAUUUCCAGAGAGUGAUCCGGCCAUGGCGAACGCUAAUGGUGGAGAUGGGUUACCAAAGAUAAAUUCUUUGGUUGAAAAGCUGUAUCGGUUUGAAACAGAACAAUUGUGUGCUCCAGAGGUUUCUAGAACUAAUGUGAUAACACCAGCUGUGCCAUCUGGUUUGUUCCCGGAGUCUGCUGUUGCUGAAGAGUUGGUGAGGCAGGAAGGACCGUCUGUCGAAUACCAUUGCAAUUCUUGCUCAGCUGAUUGUUCUCGCACGCGCUACCAUUGUCAGAAGCAGGCAGAUUAUGAUUUAUGUACUGAAUGCUUCAAUAAUGGGAAGCUUGACUCUGGAUUGUCCCCGACGGAUUUCAUUCUCAUGGAGCCUGCUGAGGCUGCUGGUGUAAGUGGUGGGAAGUGGACAGAUCAGGAGACCCUUCUCCUCCUUGAAGCAUUGGAACUUUAUAAUGAGAACUGGAAUGAGAUUGCUGAGCAUGUUGCUACAAAAACAAAAGCUCAAUGUAUUUUGCAUUUUGUUCAAAUGCCAAUUGAGGAUACUUUUAUGGACUGUGAUGAUGAAAAGGAUGCUAGUGUCAAAGAAAAUGCAGAUACAGCUAUGGCUGAUAAUGAUUCUUCUACACCUAAAGAAACACCUGAAAUACCAGAGAGUAGGACUGGUACAGAUGAAAAUCAACCUCAGUCUUCCCCAAUGGAAAUUCCAAAGCCAGAAGAUGCCAGUGAACUGAAAGCUGUUCAGAAAGCUGAUGAAAACUUUGCACUGAAGGCACUGAAGGAAGCAUUUGAAGCUGUGGGUUCUUUUCCUAUGGCUGGAGGCCAGUUUUCGUUUGCUGAAGCUGGAAAUCCCGUCAUGGCAUUGGCAGCAUUCCUGGUAAGAGUGGUGGAACCCAAUAAGGCUACUGCCUUGGUCCGUAGUUCUUUAAAAUCCAUUUCAGGCAACUCUUCCAGCAUGCAGCUGGCUGCAAGGCACAGUUUUCUUCUGGAAGAUCCGCCAGGUGACAAGAAGAAAUCAGCUGAUUCUGAGAGAGCUGUUGCUGAAACAAUUGAGCGGGAUGCUCAGAAGAAUGAGAAGCAGAAUGAGGAAAAUGGGAAAGAGGAAAAGUCUAAUUCUGUAUUGGACGGUGGUGAUUUACCAAAUGAUCACAAGAGUGAAAAAGACAAAGUUUCGGCUAGAGAAGAGAAGGAACUACCGAUUUCUCAUGAUGACAGAUGCACUGAACAGUCAAAUAAAUCAGAUAACCCUGAUCUUCCAAAAGAUCUAGAGAUUGGAGAUGUAAAAGAAUCAGAUGAUUUAACACCCAAAGCAGAUAUUCGUACGAGUUCUGGAAAGGAGCCGGGUGGUCAAACUCGUGAGGAAACACUCAUUUCUUUGAAUGAAUCGGAUAACCCAGACAUUCCUAAAGACAUGGCGGCAAAAUCUGCAAAGGAAUCAGAUGACUCGACACCCAAAGAAGAGAUUCCUUCAGGUUCUGCAAAGGAGCCAGGUGAUGGAGCUUCGGAAGAAGGGGCUUCUCAAUCUACAGAGGCAGCAAAGGAUGCUGUUGUGUUUCCUGAUUCUGUUCCCUCAAAAAAGAAACAGACUGAGCAGCUGAUCAAGACAAAUUCAACUACUGAAAAUGAAAGAAACACAGGUGAGGAAGAAACAAAAGACUGUAAUAAUGAGAAACAAGACACUAAAAAGACCAAAGAUUACCACAACAUUGAUAAGAUGAAGCGUGCUGCUGUUACUGCAAUCUCUGCUGCAGCAGUGAAAGCAAAGCUUCUUGCGGACCAGGAAGAAGAUCAAAUUCGACAGCUUGCGACAUUGUUGAUUGACAAACAGUUACACAAGUUGGAAACUAAAUUAGCUUUCUUUACUGAGAUGGAAAGUGUGGUAAUGAGGGUUAGGGAGCAAAUGGAAAGGUCAAAGCAGAGGCUUUACCAAGAGCGAGCACAGAUAAUUGCAACCCGGCUUGGCUUACCAGCUUCAUCAUCUGGUAGACCCAUGCAACAACAAUCAUUACCUAUCAAUAGAGUUGCGAUGGGUUAUGCAAAUUCAGCAACAAAGCCACCGAUGAGCAUGACCUCUCAAAGGCCACCAGCUUCGAGAUCUAUGAUGACAUUGGCUCCUCCUACUUCAAAAGCAUUUGUAUCUACUACAGCAGCAGGAAAUCUUGUUAAGCCUACCAACCAGGACAAAUUUUCUUCGGUAGUAACAAAGUAAAACCGUAACUCAUCGUGCAGAUACAACUUCAUUCAUGCUUACUGGUUUAUCUCAACCAAUUUUUACCAGAGUGAGUAUAUCGUUAUUUAUGUAGUUGUAAAUUGCCACCAUCUUGAUGUGUUGUUUGGGAAACUUGAAAUUCAGCCUGUAGAAUUUGGUCCAAAAUUGCUUGAAAUGUAAUUUUUGAACAUAGAGCUGAGGACUAGGCAUUGAAAAUUUUCUGAACAUGCCGGUUUGCUAUGUAGGAAUUUAAAGGUUUUUAUAUUAGUCUAGAUUUUUUUUGUUUUUAUUUUUGAAGUUGAUUUCUUAGUGACGAUUUUGAACUGAGUUGAUAAAACCGUGAGAAAAUUGGAUGUUAUUGCACCA